AGGUUGACGUCCUUUAGGAUUCACUGGUUUGAUCUGUAAUGCAUAGAAAUUCAUGAUUUGAUUGCUCAAACUGCUGAUCAGGGCUCUCUCUCAGCUAAAAAUGACAAGGACAGUCUCCGAGCCCCACUUUUGGUUCAGGGAAACAGGGUCCUUUCACUUGUUUUGAAAUUCUUUGUAUUCUUCUCAUUCUGUCAGCGGGACCACCCUGCCCCAUCCUGCAAGCUGUCCAGUCCUUGGGGAAGAGGACUCUUCUUCUCAGGACCCCUCUGUCCACCCGUCUCCUCCAACUGCCCUGACCACACCUCCCCACCCCAGGCUCCUAUGCCUAUGUCCUCAGGGGACUUGGCUGUGAAUUGCCACCUUCCCCCAAAUGUUCCUUUCCCCAAAAAUGCCACCAUACCUCACCACACAUGUGGGUGACAGAAAAGCUGAGUAACAAAGUAAUGCGGUUUUUCAAUCACCUGGACCUUUGCACUCCUCCAAGAGUGGGCUCACAGAGCCCAGGGAGGGAGUUGGAUCUGAGCGAUCCAAGGGCCUGGGACCCAACGGUGAUGAUUCCAGUGAAACCCACCCCCACCCUGCCAGGGGACCUGCUCCCCAUUGAGUCACGACUGAGGACACCCAAGGGCUCCUGCUUUGUCAACCCAUCCUGCCGUCCUCCGCACUACUGUUGAUGUGUAUCGGGCAGAGAACGGAGCUUUUCCUUGUGGUGUGUUUUUGUUCUGUCCAGGAGAGAACUCGGAGAAAAGAGCUUGAAGAAGAGAUGGCAGAAACAGGAACAGAGUCACAUGUGGACCCAUCAGAGGAAAGAGAGGACCUGGGGCCUCUGGAACCAGAGGACAGUGGUACCUUCCAACAAGUCACAAACCUCCUCAACAUCAUGGAGAGCGACUCAACCAAAACGGAUGCUGCAGGAGCAGGUUUUGACAUGAGGAAGAGGCUGGCCUCGCUGAUCAUCACGGAGAAGGCCACCACCGAGCCUUCCGUGGUGAGGAAUGCUCUCAUCGGCUGCCUGCAGGUGCCGGAGAUUUCCACUCAGCGCAAAGUCAACAUCUACAACAUCCUCCAGGAGGUCACCCAGCAUGAGGGCGAACUGGAGGAGCGCUGCGUCCAGAGGCUGGUGGCCAUCGCCUCCAGGGAGAUGAGGGGCAUGCUGGAGGUAGCGGGGGUCCUGCCCUGCCCGCCUGCCACCGCCCCAGGGGCUGGGCUCUGGGGGGCCGGUGGGAUGCCCGAGGCCUCUGUCCGGUGA
This is a messenger RNA of Odocoileus virginianus texanus, 1249 nucleotides long. The record is from RefSeq and is a predicted model, not a curated record. NCBI's taxonomy places the organism in Eukaryota, Metazoa, Chordata, Mammalia, Artiodactyla, Cervidae.